Trypanosoma grayi is the source of this 1314-nucleotide messenger RNA. Its product is annotated as putative vacuolar protein sorting-associated protein 4. Lineage: Eukaryota; Euglenozoa; Kinetoplastea; Trypanosomatida; Trypanosomatidae. The record is from RefSeq and is a predicted model, not a curated record. Gene Ontology annotation, molecular function: ATP binding; ATP hydrolysis activity. Gene Ontology annotation, biological process: endosomal transport; vacuole organization. The transcript has a single exon. The coding region runs from base 1 to 1314 and encodes 437 amino acids.
AUGUCUGUAGACUUCACUGAAAAGGCGAUUGAAUUGUUUAAGCGGGGUGCCGCAUUUGAUGAAAAGAAGGAGUACGAAGAUGCGUACCACUGGUACAUGGAGUCCAUUGAGGUCUUCAUGACGGCCAUAAAGUACGAGAGGAAGAACCCUGCUAAAAAGACGUUGCUGAAGAACAAAGUGCGCGAAAUCAUGGAGCGCGCAGAGAAGAUCAAGGAGUAUCUGGACAAUGCUAAUGGUGCGGGUGCCACUUCGCAAAAGUCAGCCUUGAACAAGGGUGAUGAUGAUGACGAUAGUAAGGACAAACAGCGCUUGCGCAAGGGCCUCUCGGGUGCCAUUGUGCGCAUGAAGCCCAACGUGAGCUGGUCGCAGAUCGCCGGUCUGGAGGGGGCGAAGGAGGCGCUCAAAGAGGCAGUGAUUCUCCCUCUCCGCUUUCCGCAGCUUUUCACUGGCAACCGCAAGCCGUGGAAGGGUAUUCUCAUGUACGGCCCGCCUGGUACCGGCAAGUCAUACCUCGCCAAGGCUGUUGCGACGGAGGGUGACGGCACAUUUCUCAGCGUCAGCAGUGCCGACUUGUUAUCGCGAUGGUUGGGUGAGUCCGAGAAGCUUGUGCGAAACGUUUUCGAAAUGGCUCGCGAGGCGUAUCGCGAGGAAGGGAAACCUGCUAUUAUAUUUAUUGAUGAAAUCGACUCCCUCUGUUCCUCGCGGUCGGACGGUGAAAACGAUUCUACACGCCGCGUCAAGACGGAGUUUCUGGUGCAGAUGCAAGGCGUGGGCCACGAAGACGAAGGUGUGCUCGUGUUAGGCGCCACGAACACCCCGUGGGACCUUGACAGUGCGGUGCGACGCCGUUUUGAGCGCCGUAUAUAUAUUCCACUACCUGAAGUUCAGGCGCGGUGUCAGAUGUUCAAAAUUCACCUUGGAGACACACCGAACAAUCUGUGCGAAAAUGAUUGGUACGAAUUGGGGAAGAUGACAGAAGGGUACAGCGGCAGUGAUAUCAACAUUGUUGUGCGCAAUGCGAUGAUGGAGUCUGUUAGGACCGUGCAGGUGGCUACACACUUUAAGCGUGUGAGGGGUCCGGACCUUCUUGACCCAACACGAAUGGUGGACGACCGCCUCGUGCCGUGCUCGCCGGGUGACCCAGCAGGCUUCCCGAUGACGGCGCAGGAGCUUGAGCACCCGGAGCUACUUAUGUCGCUGCCUGUGACGAUGCAGGACUUCGUCAAGGCCCUGCGCACCGCUCGCCCGUCCGUCUCUGAGACCGACGUUGUGCAACACAUCAAGUUCACCGAGGAGUUUGGCCAGGAGGGUUAG